Molecule: messenger RNA, 2435 nt
Organism: Cornus florida
Lineage: Eukaryota; Viridiplantae; Streptophyta; Magnoliopsida; Cornales; Cornaceae
Exons: 7
Coding region: 320-2155 (611 amino acids)
Biological process (GO): protein K48-linked deubiquitination
Molecular function (GO): cysteine-type deubiquitinase activity; K48-linked deubiquitinase activity
Source: RefSeq, a predicted model, not a curated record
AACGAUUUAUCACUCUCACAAUCUUACCUUUUUUCCACAAUCAAAAUUCUAUUCCCCCCACACACGUUAUCACUGACAGCCGCAGCUUUUCAAGAAUUGAUCUUUAUUUUGUAUCUAUUUCCGUUUGAUUGUUCUACACAAAUUACUCGUUUGAUCACAAGCUAUACAGCCGCAUACAUGCAUGUACGUGUACCUAUAUGCAAAUAUUAGGAUCGAAAUCGAAUCGAUGCCCUAAAUUUUUAAGUCUAGGUCAAGAUUAAAGUUUUUUCAUUAGACUUGACAGUGAUUGAGAGAGGGAGUUUAGAGAGAGACAGAUUCAAUGGUGGAUCAAGAGGAGGACGAUCUGCAGGUGGAGAUGAGGAUGAGUAUGCAGCACGAUUCGCCUGGGCAGAAAAGGAGUGAACCGAGAGAAAACACCGGCGGAGGCGAUGGUCAAGCGGAGUCGCCGGAGGUGGCACUGAUGUCAGUCGCGGCUGAGAAGGCAAUGAUGGUGGCAAAGAAUGCUGCGUCUGUAAGUUCACCUUUGAAGGUGGAGAGCAAUGUUGGGGACGCGAAGGAAGAGAAAAUUGGUGGUGUAGAUGCCUCUGAGGGGGGAAAUGUGAAUUUGGGGAAGGAGAUUUCGGCAGACGAGGCGAAUCAGUUGUUUUCCAUGGUUUUCGGUAGUGAAGUGACCAAGAAUAUACUUGUGCAAUGGAGUAAUCAGGGUAUUAGGUUUAGCCCUGAUCCAGAAACAUCUAUGGGCUUAGUGCAGCAUGAAGGUGGGGCGUGUGGUGUAUUGGCAGCCAUUCAAGCAUUUGUUCUCAAAUACCUUCUGUUCUAUCCAGAGGAAUUAGGUGAAGUUGCACAAGUCAUGCCACAAAAGUCGGGUUUAAGGACAUUGUUUGAAAGGGAAUAUGUUUCAUCAAAUAAUUUUGCUUCUUUUACUGAAGAUAGAAAAUCAAGAGCCUUGGUCAGAAGUAUGGGUGAGAUAUUAUUUCUAUGUGGAAGUAAUAAAAGGGCUGUGAUUGCAACUCUAAGCAUUCUUGAUAGUGAGAUUGGGGUAUCUGCAGACAUCAGGAAGGAUGAGAUCAUUGGAAAGGCACUUGAAGGUCUUUCAAUUGAAUCAGGUUCUGAUUUGCAGAAAUAUUUGAGAGUUUACACAUACUCCUCGCGGGCAAUUGUACUGCAGAGGCUCGAAGCAAUGAUCUCUGUUUUCCGAAGCCGUAUGGGGGCAAUGUUAUUCCUUAUUUCUGCUUUACUUUCGCGAGGACCGGACUCUGUUCAAGCUGACAGAGAUGAUCCCAGUCAAUCUUUAGUCACUGCUCCAUUUGGACAUGCCUCACAGGAAAUUGUAAACUUACUACUUUCCGGGCAGGCUGUCACUAAUGUGUUCGAUGGGAGAAUGGACUUAGGUGGUGGCAUGUUUGUGAAAGGUAUUUCUACAAUUGUGGAAGUUGGAUUCCUUACUCUGCUGGAGUCGUUUAAUUACUGUAAGGUUGGCGGUUCUCUGAAAUGCCCAAAAUGGCCAAUAUGGGUUGUUGGAAGCGAGUCUCACUAUACAGUCUUGUUUGCCCUUGACACCUCUGUUCAAAACGAGAACGAACUUGAAGAGAGAGAAACACAGAUCCGGAGAGCUUUUGAUGCACAAGAUCAGAGUGGAGGUGGCGGCUUCAUCGAAGUGGAAGGGUUCCAUCAAGUGCUCCAGGAAACAAGUAUUUACCUUCCAGAUGAGAAGCUGGAUCGACUUCGCAGUACAGGCCUUAUUCUAUGGAGCGAGUUCUUGCAGGUUCUUAUAGAUUUAGACCAGGGUUUGGGAGGCUUAAAGGAUUCAACUGGUCUUAUGGGGAGGAAGGUGUUUGAUCUUUAUCAUUUUAAUGGGAUUGCAAAAUCAGUUUUGAAUAGCAGGCAAUCAAUCUCUGGAGGUCAGACUUCGAUGCAAAGACCGAGACUCACAAAAUUGAGGGUUUCAGUUCCUCCAAAGUGGACUCCCGAGCAAUUCAUGACAGAUGCAGUAAUUUCUUCUGGUUUGUGGGGGUAUGAUUUAAACAUGGAAGAUACUGUUCUUCAAGUGGCUGAACCCGAGCCUUCCCGGCAUGCACCAUUGGUGGAAUGCAUUAGAACGCGUUGGCCCCAUGCCAUUUGCAAUUGGGAAGGGGAACCACCUAGCAUAGUCUGAAUGGUCCCAUGGAGCAUAAAUUCAAAAACAAGUGCAGGUCAGAAGGGGGAGAAGACAUUGUUACUGCAUUUUUCAGUCAAGCUACAUACUAGACCAUCUAAAAUUGUGUAUUGUUGUGACUGUCACAUUUUAAUUUGAUUUUUACUCUUCCAUUGCUAAGGAAAUGGAGAGAUUUGUGGUAUUUCUUGUCCAUCAUAUAUGCAAGUCAUUUUUAUAUGUAAUAUGUGCAUCCAAACUUUAUAAAAUGUAAAAAAAUAUUUUCCAGAGACUUGAAAUCAAA